AUGACUCAAAGAGAUCACCUUCGUAAAGGUGAAGAUGUUGCCGUUUGGCGUAGCCUUGUAGCAGGGUCCUUAUCAGGACUCACUGCUCGGUUCGGUACUGCGCCUAUGGAUACCAUCAAGAUACGACUGCAGAUCAUGCCCCUACAAUCAGGGGAACAUUUCGGUAUUUUUGAUGUGAUAAGGGACAUAAUGAAAAAGGAAGGUAUCAGAGGACUGUGGAAAGGGAAUGUACCUGGAUCCAUCUUGUACGUUAUCUACGGGGGCACUCAAUUUGGUUCUUAUUCAAUGUUCAACACCAUAUUGAGUCCCAUUGGCUGGAGUGCACCGGUGCAUAGCUUUAUCGUUGGCGCACUCUCAGGAGCUACAAGCUGUGUAGCUUCUUACCCCUUCGAUGUCCUGCGUACACGGUUUGUAGCGGAUCGAAACAUCGAAUUAUCGAGCAUCACCAAGACGUUGCGUGAGAUAUUGCAUGAAAAGGGCGUUAAGGGAUUUUUCAAAGGCUGCACUUCCUCAAUUGUAACCAUCACCAUGACCACGUCCAUCAUGUUCAGUGUCUACGAAAGCAUAAAGAUACACUGUGAACAUUGGAAGACCAUGAACGACUCACAUUGGAUCUCAGCACUAGACCACUGCGCAGGCCCUAUUGGCGGUGUGGUAUCUAAAAUGAUGACAUUCCCUCUGGAUACUGCAAGGAGACGUAUGCUGAUUGGCCAUUCUCCGCUCGCAAAGGGUCUUACUACACAGGUGCACAUCUAUGAAAGUUACAAAGAAAUGGGACUCCUUCGCAUUGGCGCAACGAUCCUCAGACGUGAAGGUAUCUAUGCACUGUACAGGGGAGUCACCAUGGCACUUUUUAAGAGCGUACCGAGUACAACAAUCUGCCUCUACAGUUAUGAAUGGUUUAUAAAAUGUAUUUCCGGGUAA
Messenger RNA from Zygotorulaspora mrakii, 924 nucleotides. RefSeq names its product thiamine transporter TPC1 (gene TPC1). Gene Ontology annotation, cellular component: mitochondrial inner membrane. Gene Ontology annotation, biological process: thiamine pyrophosphate transmembrane transport. Bases 1 to 924 code for a protein of 307 amino acids. NCBI's taxonomy places the organism in Eukaryota, Fungi, Ascomycota, Saccharomycetes, Saccharomycetales, Saccharomycetaceae. The record is from RefSeq and is a predicted model, not a curated record. The transcript has a single exon. Gene Ontology annotation, molecular function: thiamine transmembrane transporter activity.